Culex quinquefasciatus (southern house mosquito) is the source of this 402-nucleotide messenger RNA. RefSeq names its product endochitinase At2g43610-like. Gene Ontology annotation, molecular function: chitinase activity. Bases 1 to 402 code for a protein of 133 amino acids. The transcript has 2 exons. Gene Ontology annotation, biological process: cell wall macromolecule catabolic process; chitin catabolic process. The record is from RefSeq and is a predicted model, not a curated record. NCBI's taxonomy places the organism in Eukaryota, Metazoa, Arthropoda, Insecta, Diptera, Culicidae.
AUGGCCAAAGUCAUACUUCUAACCUUCCUUGGAGUUCUCAUCCAACACUGCCAAGCCCUGACCAUCUCCCCUCAAAAAAUCAACAAAGUCUUCACGGCCACUGGCUACCCCCAGCUGGACGCCGCAACGUCCUCCGUCAUCGCCACGGAUCGCAACGAAGCGGCCAUGCUCCUGGCGCAGGUGAUUCACGAAAGUGGCGGAUUCCGCUAUCGGGAGGAAAUCGGUGGCCAGAGGCAGUACUAUGGCCGCGGGUACAUCCAGCUGACGUGGGUCUACAACUACCGGGCGGCCUCGGCGGACCUGUUUGGGGACGAUCGGUUGAUACGGGAUCCCGGGGUGGUUUCGCAGACUCCGCAGAUGUCGAUGGCGGUUUCGGUGUGGUUCUGGACGAAGAACGCUUGA